This is a messenger RNA of Porites evermanni, 561 nucleotides long. NCBI's taxonomy places the organism in Eukaryota, Metazoa, Cnidaria, Anthozoa, Scleractinia, Poritidae. The record is from the annotation of a GenBank genome assembly.
AUGGGUGCAAUGACCGUAGGGUUAUUUUCCAAAACACACAUCGCAUCAAGUCUCUUUUCCCCUACAAAGACAGGCUCAACCGUUCUCAAAUGUCCAAAGUUGUAAAUAAAGCUAGUUGUUGGGACUGUCAGGAUUUCUACAUUGGCAAAACCAAACGGAGAUUGCAUGACCGAAAUACUAAACAUUUCAAGGCAAUCAUCAGCGCAUCAAAAAUCCACAUUUCCACACUUCCAAAGUUCGCAACGAAAAGUAUUCGAUUCUACGUUUACAAGACAUUAUAGUGCUUUCAUGCAUGCAUACAUUUGUUUCUAUAGGCGCCUGUCGCAUACAUUUGUCUUAAAUUAGCGAUAAUGUUACUCUUUUGCCCAUUCCACUCUGAUGACGCAUUCUGUGCUCUUCUACCCGAAGUAAAAGCCAUCAUCAGUAACGGUCAUUGAUCAGCUAUUGCAGAACAACGUCACUUCAACUGGUCACAAUUUGAAAUGGGACCAUUUUGACCUUUUACCAGGAGGAAAAUUAGGUACCCACUGUAAAAUCAAGGAGACUAGCUCUUCUUAUUAG